AUUCAGCAUACCUACAGUCGACGGCUGGAUGCCUGCCUGUCGACUGGUACGGGUCGAGUGUCCACUGAAACUGGUGACGAUGGUGAAGGAGUGAAGAUGGUGAUGGUGAGUUGGUGACGGUGAAGAAGGCGAAUAGAGGAAGAAGGUGAAGUGAGAGUCAGGAGUAGAGAUGGCAAUGGAUAAAACGGAUUUGGGUCCUAUUUUUUGGAUCCGUCGGAUCCGGCUCUAUGUAGAUCUGGAUCUGGGUCUCAACAAAAUCUGUGCCCAGAUCCGUGGAUCCAAGAGAUCCGUUUUUAUUUUCAAAAAUUCUAUUACAUGCAAGAUCAUGCUCAAUAUUGUAUUGUGCCUGCCUGUGUAUUUAAUUAGAAUGAUAUUGAUGUAGUUAUCAUGUUCUGCGCAAUCUUGUGGAAUCUUAGUAAGUUUCAUCAUGGUAUAUUUGCUAGGAUUUGAAUCCUUUUCACCAGUAUAUCAAAAUUUACUUAUACUACUCUCCAAUACCUUUUUUAAAUUAUUAUUAUUAUUAUUAUAAAUAUCUUCAUAAUAAUUGAAAACGCAUUUGACAAUGCUUUUGCCUACUUCCUGCAGGGGCGGAUCUAUAAUGAGGUCAACGAAUUCAGUUGACAUCACUUAAAUCAAAAAUAAAAUCAGUUAGCAUAAAAUAGCAUAUGUUAGAUUAGUGGUUAGUACUCUCACCUUCCACAAUAUAGACCCAGAUUCAAAACUUACUAAUAACAUUCAUAAAUAUUUUUUUUCUGUUUUUAUUACCCCCAUUAGUUAUCCCCAAUUCCCAAACAAAUUAAAAGCCCAAUGUCCCAUGUCGACACAAUUACAGUCGAAGGCGCAAAGCAACUAAGCAAGACGCCAAGACCCAAACUGAAACGCCCAGACCCUCGGCUCUGUCAUCUGGCCGGCACCGGCGACCGGCGUCCACCACAGCACCACUCCUGACUCCACCACUCCCACCGGCGUCCACCAUUUAUGAUUUGUCUUGUUUAAGAGUUGCAAAUGAAUAGAUAUUUCAAAAGACUUGCUUCCGAAUCACAUUUUCUUUUUAAUUCAAGGUCCAAAAAUUCACUAAGUCCACUUGGAGAAACUCAACACACUCAACAUCAAGCUUCUCAAGUUUCAUUGAAUCAUAACCCUUCUACUCAAAGAAGUAGAGUUGAUGUUAGCACUCUUCCUUCCGACCCUGCCGAUAGGAACCCAAUAUCAUAUUAUGAUGUAAAUGAUCAUGAUGAGAUAAGAAGAGCUUAUAUUCAAAGAGGUCCAUUUCAACCUCACAAAAAAAUCUUAUCUGCAAACUUUAAAGUAUGGAUCUGCACGUCGAUUUAAAGAAGAGUGGUAUCUUUAAGUAUUCUAAUUGCUUAGAAUAUAGUAUUAAAAAUGAUGCUUGUUAUUGCUUGUUUUGUUAUUUGUUUGCAAGCGAAAGUGAAACUUCAAAUUUUCAAGGAGGAGAGGCAUUCACUAGUGUUGGUUUUAGGACUUGGAAUAAUAUUAAAAGAUUUGAUACACAUAUUGGUGGUGUAAAUAGUACUCAUAAUAAAUGUGUAAAAUGAUGUGAAGAUCUUAUGAUGCAAAAUCAAUCCAUACAAGCUGCCUUCAUAAACAAUCUGAGCAAGUUAAGAUUGAUUAUAAGAAUCGUUUGAAUGCAUCUAUAGAUAUUGUUAUAUUACUUUUGAUUUCUAGAUUAUCUCUUUGAGGUCAUGAUGAAAGUGAAACAUCCUUAAAGAAAGGUAAUUUUCUUACUUUCUUAGAGUGUUUUGCUAGAAAAAAUAAAAGUGUUGGUAGUGUUGCUUUGAAAAAUGCUCCCAGUAAUAAUCAAAUGACUUCCCCUUCAAUUCAAAAAGAUAUUAUCAAUGCUUGUUAUAAAGAGACUAUUAAUGCCAUUCUUGAGGAACUUGGAGAUGAUUAUUUUGCUAUUUUAGUAGAUGAAUCCCGUGAUGUGUCUUGUAAGCAACAAAUGGGUCUUGUUUUGAGGUAUGUUGAUAAAAGGGAAUUUAUCAUGGAGAGGUUAGUUGGUCUUGCUCAUGUUACUAGCACUACCGCUAAGUCACUCAAAGGAACAAUUUAUUCUAUGCUUGAUCAGUUAUCUUUGAGUCCAUCUCGUAUAAGGGGGCAAGGUUACGAUGGAGCAAGCAACAUAAGAAGUCAUGUACAUGGGCUUAGGACAUUAAUUCAGGAGGAUUGUUCAUCGGCUCACUAUGUACACUGUUUUGCUCACCAACUUCAGCUCACUCUUGUUAAGGUUGCACAAAAACAUGUUGAUGUUGAGCAUCUUAUUGAUUUACUUCAGCUCACUUUAAACACUAUUGGUUUUUCUUAUAAACGUAGAGAUGAGUUUCGACAAAAACAAGCCGAGAUGGUUGAAAAAACAUUACGUAAAGGUGAGCUUAUAACUGGAAAGAGUUUAAAUCAAGAAGUUGGUCUUCAAAGACCUGGGGAUACUCGUUGGGGUACACAUUAUAAAACCUUUUGCAAUUUCAUUAGUAUGUUUUCACCAAUUGUUGACGUGCUUGAUGCUCUUGUUCUUGCGGGAGAUGAUAAUCUAGCCAAAACUCAAGCUAUUUUAGAUGGUAUUCAAACUUUUGAUUUUGCUAUCACGAUAAAUUUGAUGAAAUUAGUGAUGGGAAUUACAUAUCCAUUUAGUCUAUCUUUGCAAAGAAGAGAUCAAGAUAUUGUAAAUGCUAUAAGAUUGCUUCAUACUGCUAAGAGACAAUUUCAGAUAACUAGGGAUGAAGGUUGGGAUUCUUUGAUGAAUGAUGUGACUUCUUUUUGUGUAAAACAUGAUAUUAAAUUCCUAACAUGGAUGAGCUUGCUCCUUUACGAACUCGAGGAAAAUCAAAGAGAAGACGUUUAGAUGUGACACUUGAGCACUAUUAUCGUGUUAAUGUUUUCUACAUGAUUCUUGAUAUGCAAAUGCAAGAACUUGAUAGUCGUUUUCCUGAGAAUAGUACAGUUACUUAUUGGAAUUGCUUGUUUGAAUCCGACUAAUUCAUUUUCCAAUUAUAACAAAGAGAAGGUACUCAAAAUGGCUAAACUUUAACCCGAUGAUUUUGAUGAUCUGGCCAUUGACUGUCUUAGUUUUGAGUUAGAUGCUUUUGUUGGUAAUUUUGCAACUGAUGAGAGAUUUUCAAACUUGGCCACUAUUGGUGAACUCUCUAAAACGUUGGUCCGUACCAAUUUAUAUAAGUCGUGCCCAACUUUUUUUAAGCUUCUGAAGUUGGCGUUGAUUUUGCCGGUAUCCACUGCGACCGGUGAAAGAGUGUUCUCUGCAAUGAAGUUUAUCAAGUCCGACUUACGCAACAAAAUUUGUGAUGAGUUUUUGAGUGAAGCUAUUGUAACUUAUUUUGAGUGUGAUUUGUUUCAAAGUUUGUCAAAUGAUGACAUUAUGCGUCACUUUCAAAAUAUGAAAACGCGACGUGGGCAUUUGCCUUAAUUUAUUCAAUGGUGAUUGUAAUUUUUUUUAUUAUUGACAUCACUUCUUUUUUUUUUCUGGAUCCGCCACUGGAAAGUUUUUGAUAUUCACAACCAAGCAACAAUGCACAAUA
This is a messenger RNA of Amaranthus tricolor (Joseph's coat), 3548 nucleotides long. RefSeq lists its product as uncharacterized. The record is from RefSeq and is a predicted model, not a curated record. The coding region runs from base 1823 to 2857 and encodes 344 amino acids. The transcript has 2 exons. Lineage: Eukaryota; Viridiplantae; Streptophyta; Magnoliopsida; Caryophyllales; Amaranthaceae.